AUGUCAUCUAUUUUGGAAAGACCUCAACUCGCCUCACGGGGUGCCCGACCCGAAGAUGGAGUUAGUGAUAUGACAAUUAUCAGUGAUAUUGAUGAGAAAGGAAUCAACAUCAAUUUGCGAACUCGUUAUAAAAAGGACCAGAUUUAUACUUACACAGGGUCCAUUCUUGUGGCAGUAAAUCCUUACAAAGAAUUACCAAUAUAUGAACAGAAGGAUGUGUCCGAGUUCCAUGGGAAGAAGAUGAGCAUGGUGGAGCCUCACAUUUUCUCUAUCAGUGAGGCAGCCUUUCAGAGUCUUCGUACUACAGAAGUGAACCAGUCCUGUAUUAUCAGUGGAGAGAGUGGGGCAGGAAAGACGGAGAGUACAAAAUUUAUCCUGCAGUACUUGUGUAGUGUAACCAAUCAUGUGUCUUUUUGGGUGGAACAGCAAAUUCUGGAGGCCAAUACCGUCCUUGAAGCCUUUGGUAAUGCCAAAACAGUGCGAAACGACAACUCCAGUAGAUUUGGAAAAUUUAUGCAAGUGUGUUUUGAUGAUUCGUGCCAAAUAAAGGGUUGUAUAGUACAGGAUUAUUUGUUAGAACAGUCCCGCAUCACAUUCCAGUCACCAAAUGAACGUAAUUAUCAUGUUUUUUAUCAAUUUAUCGCGGCUGCUCAGGCGGCUCCAGAUCUUAAGGAACAGUUCCACAUACAACCGGUGGAAAGUUAUGCCUACCUCAAUCAAAGUGGCUGCUAUGUACUCAAUGGUGUCAAUGACUUGACCAUGUUUGACCGCCUACGACUGGCCAUGAACGUUCUCAACAUUCCCCAACAAAUGUCCGACGGAAUAUUCUCGGUGCUAUCUUCCAUUCUGCUGCUGGGUAAUCUGCGGUUUGGGGAUGUGGUGGAGGGUGAAGGGAGUGAAGUGUUGGAGGAGGACGCAGGUGUCCUCACCACUAUAUGUGGCAUGUUAGGCUUUGUACCUGAAGAUCUCACCAAAGCUCUACUCUUCAGGCAGAUCCAAGUCCGGGGAACUGUAACCAGUAUACCCUUCAGGUUCCAGGAGGCAAGUGAAAACCGUCAUGCCAUGGCCAAGGCCCUAUACUCUCGUACUUUUGCUUGGCUAGUGGAUGCCAUCAACAAGUGCACCAAUCCAGGCCAACACCAGACCAAGUUCCUUGGUGUUCUUGACAUCUUUGGUUUUGAAAAUUUUCAGACAAACAGCUUUGAACAGCUCUGCAUCAACUAUACAAAUGAAAAGCUCCAUAGAUUCUUCAAUCACUAUGUAUUCGCCUUGGAACAAGAACUGUACAAUGAAGAGGAAAUAUCUUUUGCACAUAUUACCUUUACUGAUAACACUGAGUGUGUGGAACUCCUGGAGAAACCUCCAAGGUGUAUACUGAAGAUUUUGGAUGAAGAAUGUCGAUUUCCUCAGGGUACAGACAAGUCUUACCUGUUGAAGCAGCAUGAGGCCUUUGAGAAUCAUUCCUGUUAUAUAAAGGGUAAAGACAGGCGGACUUGGGAAGUGGAGUUUGGAGUACGACACUACGCAGGCGUGGUGAGGUAUCGUGCCCAGGGCUUCCUUGACAAGAACAAGGACACACAGCAAGACCAGUUGUUUGAACUCAUGUACAACUCAAACAAUGCUUUUGUAGAGGAUCUCACCAGAUUUCAGGAUCUGCUGGGAGUCAGACUUGAAGAUCUUGGAGGUAGACAGACAAUAUCACGCACAUCACGAGGAAAACCAACUGUUGGGGACACAUUCAAACAUCAGUUAUCUGCCCUUGUGGACAUUUUGCAUCUCACUAACCCAUGGUAUGUGAGAUGCCUGAAGCCAAACGCUGGUAAAAAGCCUGAUAACUAUGUAGAUGAAGAAGUUCUAACACAGCUCAGCUACUCUGGCAUGUUGGACAUCAUCCGCAUCAAGAGGGAGGGAUAUCCAGUCCAUGUUCCAGUGGAGACAUUUUUAGAGAAGUAUGGAUGUUUGCUGAAAAAACAGGCUAAUCCUGAGGACCCUCGUAUUCAGGUCAAGAACAUCCUGAAUGUACUGAAUCUCCCUAGCACUGAGUGGCAGGUUGGGAAGUCACAGGUAUUCAUGAGGAAUUCUGUAUUUGAGCCUCUGGAGGAGAGAAGGUUCCACUUCUUACAGCUUAAUGCAUUACUUAUCCAGACAGUGUGGAGGGGAUAUGUCUGUCGUCGGGAUUACCUACGAAAGAGAGAAGCUGUCUUGAUACUUCAAACAAACUUCAAGUGUUUCCGCUACAGAAUAGCUUUCCAGAGGAAGAGGCGGGCUAUCAUUUGUAUACAGAAAUAUGUUCGAGGAAUGUUCGCCCGAAAGCUUGCAAAAGACUUGAAGGAAAAGAAACGAAUUGAAGAAGAGCGGAAACGACAGAAGCGACUUGAAGAGGAGAGAUUGGCUCGUGAAAAAGAGGAAGCAGACAAAGAAGCCAUUGAACAAUCACUCAAAGCCUCCCAGUCGGAGUUGGACUCAUUGACCAGCCUGAUCGGGUCUAUGUGGACACACUUUAACCCGCCAGUGUCCCCAACCAAUCUUAACCUUGAUGAUAUGUUCAGCUUCCUUCAGGAGGAAAAAAGCGAGAACAGCAAAGAUACAAAAGGUUCUACUCAACAAGCCCUAGAUAAAAUCAACGAAGAGUUUGAGCUCCUCAACGACUUAUUAACAGAGGACAUGGAGAAGGCAGAGGAAGAUACAAGCAAACAGGAGACAGAUAUCCUAGAAGAUUUAGACCGCAUUGUUAAUGGUCAUGAUCUUCCCCCACCUCCACCAGAGAUGCAAGAGUCUAUCUAUGAAGAGCUACCCCUUCCACCACCUGACGACCUACCACCUCCACCAGCCAUGACAGACUCUGUGGGCCAUGUUAUUCCUCCCCCUCCACCUGGCCCAGCACCUGCCCCUCCCUGCAGAACAUCUUCUCGCAGUUCCACAGGUCCCAUAUCUCCCCGCUCACUUCCCCCAGAAAUAAGCAUCCCACCGCCACCCCCACUGGAGGAUGACUAUGUACCUGCCCCUCCUCCACCACCGCCCCCUAUGCCAUCAGUAGGAGGUCCUCCACCCCCUCCUCCUCCUCCAAACAUUGGUCCUCCUUGCCCACCCCCCUCAUUACCCUUGCAGACAUCAACACGCCCUCCUUCAUCAUUAUCCAUUGCUACUCCCACUUCAGAAACAUUUGAGUCCCUAUCCUCAUAUGACGACAACAUGUCAGAAAUCCUUGAAAUGCAAAAUGUUUUAUCACAAUUUGAAAAAGGUGUUGAUACACCUCCGACCAAGCGCCCACCAAUAUUGCCCCCACCUCCAACCAUUCCAGCCCCACCUCCACCACCAGAGGCAGUAACAGCAAGAGUGACCAAGCGCCCACCAUCUAUAGACCUCAAGACUGGUCGCAGGUCAUCAGAACUUCCACCAACAUAUGUAGAGGUCUUGUCACCCACAACAGAGCGAAAACUUCAUCGUAUGUUGUCAGACAAGUCAGAUGAUGGUGGUAUACCAUCACAACAUCCACAACAAAGAGUGCCACCUAUUGCCAGGCAAUUACCAAAUGGGGAGAUAACUCCAACCACUCCAGUGCGAGAAAAUGGCUUCUUAUCAGAGGAUUACUACUAUGAUAUUCAGGAAUUUGCCAAUAAAUAUUUCAAUGACCAUCCGAAGGAUGUAGGGGGUACCAUCAUGAAAAGUCUGCGAAAGAAAAGACAUUCAGCUGAAGACCUGGUGAGUAAGGAGGAGAUGCUUACCUUCAGUAAAACAGGUGUGAUUCCCACAUCACAUGUCCACCUCCAUGACCCAGAAAACACCCACCAAGCCUGUAUGAUCUUCAAGGAUAUCACAGAAUACAUCAAGGAUGAGAUCAAGGACAACAAUGCACUGUCUGUUGUGCAGAAUGUGAUCAAGGCUGGUCUAGAGAGGAUAGAACUCCGGGACGAAAUACUCUGUCAGAUCAUCAGACAGAUAAACCAGAAUCCAGACAGAGGCUGGCUCGUACAAGCUUGGGUGUUACUGUGUCUGAGUACUGCUGCCUUUUCGCCAAGUAAAACCCUUCACAAGUACAUCCUGUGUUAUGUGAAGAGGAGUUGUAGUGACAGUAUGGUCGGAAAGUUUGCUCUCCAAUGUCACAGACAUCUGACCGUGCCCCGAGCCAUGGCUCGCAAGUUCCCACCUUCAACAGCAGAAAUCAUGAGUGUACAGAACCUGAGUCCCUUGGUAUGUAAAGUGUAUUUUAUGGAUGGCAAGACGAAGGGCAUCACUAUCAUGCCAUGUGACACGACUCUGGAGGUGUUAGAUAAUGUGGCAAGGAAGAUAGGUUUACGUGCUGUGGAGGGUUGGGCUCUGUAUGAGGUAACUAGUGACUAUGAAAGGUACAUCAAGGGAUAUGAGUAUGUAGCAGAUGUUCUAGCUCAGUGGGAAAUCCAUGAAAGGAUGUCCUCCAUUCCUAAGAAAUACGAAACUGUAUCAAAGAAAGGCCCAAAAAUGGCAAUAGGGGGCUCUGAUGCAAGGCUGGUAUUUCGCAAACGUGUAUACAAACACAUCCAUGACAUUCCAAAUGACCCUGUGGAGUACCGCCUGCUGUAUGCUGAGGCUGUCAACAAAGUGAUACGAGAUGAGUUUCCAGUGUCAGACAAAGUGGCAUUGCAACUGGCAGGCCUCCAGGCUCAGGUGGUUUGUGGGGAAUAUGAGGAAGGCAAGGACUCCAGGUAUGUGGAAGUAGAGCAGUACCUUUGUGAGAGAAUCCUUAACUUACCAGGGCGUGACUGGUGUGAAGAAGUGGCCUCUGCCCACAGGCACUUUGGACGUGGUAAGACCGAGUUGGAAGCUCAAGUAUGGUACAUCACCUGUGUCAAACAGUUUCCACUCUAUGGCUGUACACUGUUCCCCAUUGUACAUAAAGGUCUCUGGUCACACACCAGUGAUUCCAUCCUUGCUAUCAACAUGGACGGCAUCAAGUUUGUCAAGGCCAGGGAUAAAUCUGUAAUUCACGCAUUCACAUACUCAGACAUUGAAACCAUCACCAUUGACCCCAAUGAUAAUUAUAUAACAUUAGAACUAAAGAGUUCUAUCGAGGGAGAUUGUCAACAAAGAUGUUUUGUAUUUGAGACUAAUCAAAAAGAAGACAUAGGUCAUCUGAUAGCAAGCUAUUCUCCAAACCAUGCAUCCUGGCUGAAACCUGAGUAUGAGAGCUUAAAGAGGUCGAAGUUGACAGAUGAGGAGAAGCUGAAGCUGUACGAGGAGCUGGUGCGGUGUAGGCGCCAACUCUUUGACAGCCGACUCUUACAUCGUCCUGCACAGUCAGGUAACACUGGCUUCCUCAGACAGUCCAUCAGAAAGCUGACCAAGUCUAAGCUGGACCGACUGAGGAGCUCCUCCAUGUCAAAUCACUUUGAUGUGAGCUAUUGGUCUUACAAUAAGACAGCUCCAAAACAGGCACUCACUGUAAUUGCUGACCCAGCCAUAGAGGAGCUUGCCAUCAAGAUGUUCAACUCGAUCCUCAUCUUCUCUGGCCUGGAGGAGACAGAAAAAGAAGAAAAGCCAGAUUAUUAUGGGAUGGUUCAGAGGUUGAUGCAGAAAUGCCUAGAAAAUGACCAGUUAUGUAAUGAAUUUUUCCUGCAGCUUGUAAAACAGACUACAGAUCAUCCAGGCAAAGGGUAUGAUCCUUACAAAGUUGUCACCCGUCUUGGUAAGGCUAAGUCCUCACUGAUAGCUAUGGCUACAGGAUACUGCGCUUUUGGAAAUAUAUCUUCCAGCCAGCACAAGGUUGGAAACUUGUGCGAACAUUAUCCAAACAGUCAGGUGAAUCGGAGAAACUGGCAACUGAUGGCUGUCACUGUAAGUACAGUGUUCCCUACCAAUAAUCGUGUGCAGAAGUAUGUGCAGUGUCAUCUACGCAAGUGUUCCUUGGACUCGACCACAGAUGAGGGGCGUUUUGCCAGGUUCUGUCAUAAGUGUUUGACCAGGACUACAGAGAAGAAGAGGAGAAAGUUCCCUCCCUCUAGAAAGGAGAUACAGUCUCUAACAGAGAGGCGACCAGUUCAUGAAAGAGUGUACUUUAUGAAUGGGGAGCACCGAAGUGUAGAAUUUGAUUCUGCUUCAACAUGUAGUGAGCUGAUAAAAGUAGUCAAAGCCAAAAUAGGAAUGAGGUCGGAUGCUGAGUGCUUCUCACUCUACGAAUAUGUGGGAGGUUCUGAAAGGAACAUGUAUCCUGAGGAACGACUUUCUGACAUGCUCAGUAAGUGGGAGAGGUUGGCCCACAGCACCAACAUCAGAGAUUUCCGGAUUGUGUUUAAGAAACGUCUGUUCAUCGACCCAUACAUCAACCCACUGGAUCCUGUUGAGUGUGACCUUGUCUUCCACCAGCUUAUAGAGGACAUGUUUGAACACAGACUUCCACUCUCCUCUAAAGAUGCUGUCCAGCUAUGUGCCUUAAAGAUUCAAUCUGAGAUGGAUGACAUGAAAUGUGCUGAAAUUGACUACAGUUCGGUGAUCCGUAUCCUACCACGAGACAUGCGCACAGAGGUGAAGGUUGAGGACAUAGCAGUGGCCCACAAGGCAGUAAUGAACAUGACACCUGGCCAAGCCAUGCUCGCUUUCAUUGAGCUGCUCAAGUCCUGGCCACUGUUUGGGGCCACCAUCUUCCAAGUAUUCCAAAAUUACACCUCAUCGUUACCCAAGAACAUGCUGCUGGCAAUCCAUCAACGAGGAAUCCAUAUAUUAGAGAUCAUCAGUUUUAAACUGAUUGCCUCAUACGAGUUCUCAGAAGUAGUCCAUUCUAGUCCUUCAAUGAAGAGCAUCAUGAUCAUAGUUGGCCAUGUUGCCAAGGGCAACAAAUUCAUGUUCAGUACAAAUCAGGCGUUUGAAAUUGCUCAUCUCAUUAAGGACUAUAUUGAGGAACUACAGGCAAGGUUUCUUAUCUUACCUCGAAGACAAGAGAACACACUUCAUGACAUGAAUAGGAUGUCAGCUGUCUUCUUUGAUGACUCACCUACACAGAUCAUACAAACUCUUGUGUGAUGGAUCAUUUACAAAUCAUACAAGCUCUUGUUGGAUAGAAUCAUUAACACAGAUGAUGACAGAUCAUACAAACUCUUGUAUGAUAGGAUCAUUAACACAGAUGAUGACAGAUCAUACAAACUCUUGUAUGAUAGGAUCAUUAACACAGAUGAUGACAGAUUAUACAAGCACUUGUAAGACAGGAUCAGUUAUACUGAUCUUGUAUAUUGUUUGGAAGGAUUUCCUAUGUAGAUCUUGCAGACUUGUUUACUUGGUGUUUCUAGGAUUUACCAACAAAAGUAGGAAGAACUGUAUAAUAUCAAGGAUCAAUCUCUUUUAUGAUAGAAAGGGACCUGAUACAACAUGAUAGAAUUGUAAAGCAAAUGUUGAGCUCAUACGCAAUGUUUUGUGUGUAAACAAGGCUGUCAGAUUCUGUACAUAUUAUCAUACAGACUCUUGUGUGAUAUAAAGAAACAUAGGAGAGUUUCAUAAGGAUUGAAAGAAAUCUUGUAUGUAUGUUUAGACUAAAAGAGGAGGAGAGUAAAAUCUCUAUUCAGACAGAUCAUGGGUGAUAAAAUGUGCAAUAGUUAGACUUAAUGGCAGAAUCUCUGUUUGUGAUAGGAAGAUCUGGGAAAACGAUCUGCUGUUUAUCCAGAAUGUGUGUGAUAUAAUGUAGAUGAUUCAAGGAACAUUUUCUAAGAGAAGUGUCCUGUAAACUCCUCUGCUGAGAGAAGAACGUGUUUAUGGAUAUACUGGUAGAAUGCCCACAGGUGGGCCAGAGUGCUGCGUCUGAAGUUUUGUGAUAUAUGUGGAGCAGGGAACAACGGAUAUGCAAUGACACUGUGUUACUCCUGUCUUAUGCAAUAUGUAAAGGCACGCCCACCUAAAAUGUUACCAUUUGCCUCCAUAUAGCGGUUGUAGUGUCCAGUACAUAGUCGUAUGUGAAAUAUAUAUCUGGUGAAUCAAGCCUACUGUAUUGUAGUGUUAGUACAGAAAUAAACUAUCCCAAACCUAAUGAUACAAGUAGCAAAACAAUUCAACCCUGCCAAAUUUUAUUUCAGUAGAAGAAUACUUAGGAAAUCAUAUUAAAUCUUACUUGCAUAGGUCAUAAUAUACAACAUGUUGUAAUAAGCAUAAUAUCAAAGUUUUACAUAAAUCUUAAACUAUUAUUAUUAUUCAAAUGAAAGGAAUAGUAGAUAUGUGCUUAAUGUUAAUUUUAUUUCUCAAUUUUCCUAAAUACAAGUAUAAUCAAAUUGCUCAUAUUAAAUGUUCUGUCAGUUUACCAGGAGGUGGGAUGCUUUAAGAUGUACUUCAAAAUCAAAAUAUCAAAUCUAUUUUAUGACUAAAUAUAUGUAUUCUUUCACAAAUGUGAGAAAAAUGGCAGGAGAACAAAAUGUAAUUCAACAACAAAAUGGCAACCUUUAUAAACACAGCUGAUUUUGACGUCGUGUGGUGCUCUUAGGACCAGUAGGCUCUGUUGCCAUUGACCAGGCUAACGUGUCCCGAGAUAUUUUAUGAAACUAUUUACUGCAUAUGUACAUUUUAUAGUGUAAUCUUUUGCCAGUACUUACCUAGUCACUUUUUGUUUUUAUAAAAUUAUCUGUCUUGUCUACAGUUUGAUCAGCAAUACAAUUCAUAUUUUAGACUUAUUUAAAAAGAAUUCUUUUGUACAAUGUAUUCAUUUGCUUUGAAAUAAUUUCUGAAUUACUCAACAUAUGUGUCUUUCAUUGUAUAUUACUAACUUGUUUAUCAUAAUUGUGUGACACUGGAAGUUACCUUUGAUAAUCAGUGUAAAUCAAAGUUAUCUCCAUUAUCAAAAUUGCCAUAUACAUAUAUUGAUAUCCAGAGGCCACACCAGAUGGCGAAUAAUGUUUGACUAGUCAGCUAAAAUCGAGAUCAAAAAUACGAAAUUUCAUGUCGUCAUUGUUGAUCGUACAGUUAAAAUUUUCGUGUAGAUGUCUCACUUGAUUGGUUAUAACUGUAUACAUUGUUUCUUUGCGAAUAUUUUACUUUUGAUAAUAAUUUCAUACUAUGUUUUUAAUAUGUUGUAUGAAUUUUUCAACAUGGUGUGUUGAUAGUAAUUCUGUAUGUUGUGUAGAUUAUAUUUCCAACAAAAUACACUGUAUUUAUCUGAUAAAAAGCCUAUGCCCAGUAUUAAGCCAAGGAUCAGAAUACGUUUUUUGGGGAAUAUACUCAUCUGAAAAGGGAGAAGCAUUUUCUAGGCGGAGAAGAAAAUUCUUUGUAUUUAAUUUUGUUGCAAAUUGAAAAAGUGAAAUGUGCAUAAGUCCAAAUAUUUCUGUAUCAAUUGACAUAAUAUCAGUACUUCUAAGUAUUUCAAACAAAUUUCUCAUGAAAUACCAUUUGUAUCGGUCAAUUCAUAUUUUACACAGGAAAUCAUGUGUUAGGAAGUUGUGUUUCAAAAAGAGGUAAAUUUUAAAGUUAGGGAUUUUUUUUUGUGAAAUAUUAGAAGGGACUUUUACCAGUUAUCAGAAAAGAAGUUGGCCGCACUUUGUUCCUGGAAAUAUAACCAACCAAGGCUAUUUUUUAGGCUUUGAUAAGCCAUCCCCUGAUUUUUAAUUAGAAGAUGUAUGUUAACUUUUUGUAAGAUAAAUUUGGUGUGGUCAAUACAUUACUGUAUAUGUGUUGAUGACUUUUCAUGUGUUUCAUUGGCUGAGUGACAUUCCACCCCCAUGUAUAUGUGAAGGACUGGAUGAUGUACCAUAUAUAGACAAGAUCUGGUCCUCUGGUUCAGGAUGUAAAUACUGUUUAUGUGUGGAAGUUCUUGUAUUGAAAGGUAAUAAAAGAUAUCGCAGACAAAGAUAAUAGAAUGUAAGUGAAUGUAAGUGUUAAAGUGUUAACUGUAUAUGGAUAUCUGCCCAUUUUGUCACAGUUUGUAUGUGAGUAUACAUUGAGAUUUGUUGAAGCAGUUUCUUAGUGGAUGGCUUUCAAUAUUGGUAUAUAUGGAUCUGAGAAUUUUUAGAUUAUUUUCAUGCAAUUUUUAAUUUGCAGAAUCAUUAAUGAAUUCUCUAUCACAACAAUGUACUGUAUUCAUGAAAAUUUCUGUGAGUGAUAUUUGUACUUUACAUAUUUGAAUAAUACAGCAAAAUUUAGUUUAGACACAAAUUCAUUUGUAAGAGCGAUGCCAGGUACAUUGCUAGGUGUAUCAACUAAUCUAACUUGUCCAGAAUAUGACAAAGCUGUUUUAGUCACUGCAUUUGGUUAAUUAUCAGACCAGAUUUCAUUCUGUUUACAAGACUUGAUCAUCUGAUUGUGCAAUGUUGACACUUUAGGUGUCAUAUGAUAAUCAUUGGAAAGUUGUAAUAUACAUUAUGAUGUACAUUUUGUAAUAAGCAUAAUAUCAAAGUUUUGCACGAGUUUUGAAAGGGUUAUUAUUCAAAUGUCAGAAAUACUUAAUACAUAUGCUCACAAUGUUAGUUUAAUUUUCCUAUAUACAGGUACAAGCCAGAUUUCCAUGAUGAAGUUGUGGAAAAUAACACUGCUCAGAAGCUGCAGAAACUACUUGAUGCAUGUGAAUUCUGUUAAAAUCUGUUUUAAUGUAGAUCAAAGCUAACAGAUGUAAACUUUUUAACACAAUCAGAAACAAUAUUUGGUUUAGUGAUAUUUGUUUAGGAGUACCGAUAUCACAGAAUGCUGCUGAUUAGUGAACAAUCAUCUAAUUUUAUCAUUAAGGAAUCUAUGGAAUUUGUUUUGUUUCUUAAGAAAUAAAAGUGUGAUUGUUCAGUUAAUGAGAAUGGUCAAUCAAUGACAAGCAGAGUAGAAUUUGAUACUUCUGUACAUCAGCUAUUGUAUUUAAAUUGAAAUGUGCAAUAAUGUGACUCCUGCAUUUCUCAGCUGUAGGUUCAUAAUUCAAAGCAUAUAUAACUUUGAUCAAUAUACCUAUAUUUUAUAUCAAGAGUUAUCUCCCUGCACAAAAUUUAUUCAGCAUACUCUUCUUUGAUAACACAUUUUACGUGAGUUACCUGUUUAAAAUUAUUUUCUUUUUGUUGAUUUCAUAUAAUGAUCAAUUGAUUUUGUUUCGCAGUAAAUCAGCUGAAAUGCAGUUUUUGUUGAAUUCAUGAAAACAAGCUCAUUUCAUUCCCUCUACAAGAAGAACCACACAAGUAUUCAGUCCCUAAAUUUCGAUAUUCCUUGUCAGCUGUUGUUUAAGUCUUAGACACUUGAUUCUGACUGAGUUAUAAAUACAAAACCAGUCCAUCAGUACCUAUUAUCAUUAUUAUAAAUACAAGAAUAUAACGUACAGAAAAAAGUGCAUUUUUGAUUUAUUUUUACCUGUACAAUAUAUAAUAUUUCAAAAACUGUAGUUAUAGUGACAUAUUGAUAUUGGUUUAAUGGAGUACAUUUAGAUUUAAAUUAUUACUUAAAUGGCAUAUCUAUUUGUUUCAAUGGAAGUCGAUCAAAAGUAGAAAUUACAGCUUAAUAUAUUACCAAGCCAGUCUAAAUCAGCAUUCAAAAAUUAUUUUUUAAGUUUCUCACUUUGAAAGAGGAUAGAUUUGACAAAUAUAUGACAAGUAUAAGUUUGGGUGAGGGGGUUCCUAGCACAAGUUACUGAAAUAAGAUGUGUUAGUUUUACAAGAGAUGUACAUUGAGGGGUAUUAGACACUUAGCCCACUUGAUAGCUGUAUCUUUACAUCUCUUGUCAACCUGAUUACCCUUCACAUACAUCUCUUGUUUAAUUGACUUCAGAAGAGAGGUGCAUUGAUUUGACUUGUAUGCUUUAAUCUGACAGAGGAGUCACCAGCUAUAUUUAUAUAACUGUUUUAUAUAUAUAUAUAUAUUGUUUACAUAACUUAUGCAUUUAAUGAGAGAAUGAUGUUGAAACUGUAUAACUGAGGAAAUCUCUGUAAAUAAAUGUCUAUCAUUAUUACCAAUAUUAUUUGUUGUAGUGCCAAAACUCCUGGGGAGAUGACAUUCACUAACCAUAUAGUUGCCUUAUUUAAUUGAUGUUUAGAAUGUGGACAUUGCUUCAAGAUAUAAAAUAUAUGUAAUCAAAUAA
Messenger RNA from Ylistrum balloti, 11986 nucleotides. RefSeq names its product myosin-I heavy chain-like. Bases 1 to 6993 code for a protein of 2330 amino acids. The record is from RefSeq and is a predicted model, not a curated record. The transcript has 43 exons. Gene Ontology annotation, biological process: signal transduction. Gene Ontology annotation, cellular component: cytoskeleton; myosin complex. Lineage: Eukaryota; Metazoa; Mollusca; Bivalvia; Pectinida; Pectinidae. Gene Ontology annotation, molecular function: ATP binding; cytoskeletal motor activity; protein binding.